AUGACGAAGUCCAAUGCAUCGGGGCUGAUGCUCCUGCUUCUCUUGGCCGUGACCUCGAGCGCCCAUACUUGGGUUGAACAGCUCAUGGUCAUUGCACCCAACGGAACCUUCAUCGGGUCUCCAGGCUAUCCGCGCGGAAAUGUCCCUCGUACCGCGCCCAACUUCAACGAUGGCACUAUGACCCAUAUACUCACGUCGACGGGUGCCUCAAACACGACCGUCAAGGGUGACAUGUGCAUGAACUCGCAGAAGAAACAAGUCCAGAGUCCGGGAAAUCCCCGACUGCAGGCAGCCGCGGGAGACCCCGUCGCUCUUCGAUACCAGGAAAACGGCCAUGUGACCCUGCCCGAGACGCAGGCCGGUAAGCCCAAGAACCGCGGGACGGUGUAUGUCUAUGGCACCACCAACCCCAAGGACAAUGAUCAACUGGAAGCUAUCCACAAGGUCUGGAACAAGGACGGCUCCGGCGGCGACAAGCGCGGCGUGUUGCUGUCCACCCAGGACUUCGACGACGGCCAGUGCUAUCAGAUCAACGGCGGUGCCAUCUCCAAGGAGCGCCAGAAUCACUUUCCCCACCAGGCGGAUCAGUUGAUGGGCGCCGAUCUGUGGUGUCAGCAGGAUAUCAAGCUGCCGCAGAAUCUUCCCUCGGACAAGCCCUACACCCUCUACUGGGUCUGGGACUGGCCGACUGCUCAGGGCGUCGAUCCGAGCUUGCCUGCCGGAAAGCAAGAGAUUUACACGACUUGCAUGGAUGUUGACGUGGUCAGCAAGCCUAAUACGCAGCAGCACAUGCCUGUCAAGUACGCCGACGGUCAAUCCUUGAAUAGCGCUGCCGUCAAGGCCCGCUUCAUCGGAACGAUGGGCGCUAGUUUCGACGUUCCUAUUGACGACGGGGGCAAAGGCGCAACCAGCACUUCGCAAGGCACGGGCAUGAAGUCAGCCACUUCGGCUCCAUCGCCAACGCCGACCGGGUCUCAAGAUGAUCAGAAUCAGGAUGAGGAUGAGGAUGAGGAUGAGGAUGCAAGCAGCACCUCGCAAGACGCGGUGGGAUCCGUCACUCUGGUAACUUCAUUCUCAGCACCGACCGGAACCCGUGACGACCCUGAUCAAGACGAGAAUGGCGAUGAGAGUGCCGGUGGUGAUGAUGAUACCAGCGACUCUUCGGUACCUGCAGUCUUCGUGCAGCCCAGUAUCAGUUCAACAGUGCCCGACAAGGUCACGGUGACUACAUUCAUGACGAUGAAGAAGACUGUCCAUCCCAGUGGUUGCUCGGGAUCGCAUUAA
This is a messenger RNA of Aspergillus affinis, 1284 nucleotides long. RefSeq lists its product as uncharacterized. The record is from RefSeq and is a predicted model, not a curated record. NCBI's taxonomy places the organism in Eukaryota, Fungi, Ascomycota, Eurotiomycetes, Eurotiales, Aspergillaceae. The coding region runs from base 1 to 1284 and encodes 427 amino acids. The transcript has a single exon.